GUUGAGCGCACCCGUCGGACAUUCGCAAGACGAGAGACCGCUGUUCAUGAGUGAGGAGGAUCGGAACAAUGCCGGCUAUGUUGUUAAUCAGUAUGGAUUGAGCCGGAAGCACAUCUUCGAAAGCAUCCACCGCGCGGACCCUAACACCCCCGCUAAAGAGACCAUGGAAGCACUCCACGACAUCGUCAAAUCCGGCAAAGUGCGCUACAUCGGCACCUCAUCCAUGUGGGCCCACCAACUCCUCGAAUACCAAUACACCGCGCGCCUGCACGGCUGGACCGAAUUCAUCUCCAUGCAGAACCUCUACAACGCGACCUACCGCGAAGAAGAGCGCGAGAUGUUCCCCGCCUGUGCGCAGUUCGGCAUGGCAUCCAUCCCCUGGUCGCCCGUGGCAAUGGGCUUCCUCGCCAGACCAUGGAAGGCGUUCCAGGAGUCUGCUCGUGGGCAGACCAUGAACGGGGCGUUUAUGGGACAUGCCAUUACGGAGACGGAUAGGAAGAUUAGUGAGAAGAUUGAGGAUAUUGCGGGUGCGCGGGGUGUGUCGAUGGCGAUUGUGGCGUUGGCGUGGGUUUUGUCGAAGCCGUUUAUUACGUCGCCGAUUGUGGGGAUGAGUAAAAAGGAGAGGGUUGAUGAGGCUGUUAAGGCGGUUGAGUUUGGGUUGAGUGAGGAGGAGAUUAAGAGUAUUGAUGAGUUGUAUGUCCCUAAGGGGGUUAUCAGGCAUCGUUAAGAGAAAGCUUUAAUGUACAUACGCCUGGAAUACAACCGCUAUAUCAGAC
Aspergillus glaucus CBS 516.65 is the source of this 776-nucleotide messenger RNA. RefSeq lists its product as uncharacterized. The coding region runs from base 47 to 727 and encodes 226 amino acids. The record is from RefSeq and is a predicted model, not a curated record. The transcript is spliced from 2 exons. NCBI's taxonomy places the organism in Eukaryota, Fungi, Ascomycota, Eurotiomycetes, Eurotiales, Aspergillaceae.